AUGACUUCACAUUACGAGAAAGAAGAUCCCUCGACUAGUCUGGGUGAAAAGCCCAGUGCCGUCGAGGGAGAUCAUGUCAUCGGAUCCUCGCUCGAUGGAGACAUGAUCGAGCUGGACGAGGCGACCAACAAACGUCUCCUACGAAAGAUUGACUGGCGGCUAAUGCCCGUGCUUUGUUUCACCUACGCCCUACAAUACUACGACAAGGCCAUCCUCAGCCAAGCCGCCAUCUUUGGACUCCGAGAUGACCUUAACCUCAACACGGGUCUCAAAUACUCCUGGGUAUCCCUGAUCUUUUACUUUGGCUACAUCGUCGGUACAUAUCCCAUCUCGUUCCUUGCCCAACGUUUCCCGAGCCGGAUAGUCUGCACGGGGAUCUGCAUCGCCUGGUCUUUUGUCAUUCUCUGCACCCCAGCGUGUACCUCCUACGCCGGUCUCCUCGUGAAUCGAUUCUUCCUGGGACUCAUCGAGGCUGGUGUCUCUCCGAUAUUUAUGCUUGUUGUUGGACUGUGGUACACCCACGCUGAACAAGUCUCCCGCUCUAGUUGGUGGUACUCAUUCAGUGGUGGCUCCCUUCUAGUCUCGCCUCUCAUCAACUAUGGCCUGGGCCACAUCAAAGGCGGUUCUCUCAACUCAUGGCAGUACAUGUACAUCAUCGCCGGCAUCGCUACCCUUCUCUGGGGUGUUGCCCUGUGGUGGGUAUUCCCGGACAGUCCCCAAGACGCCAAGGGCUUCACCGAAACGGAACGUCGUCUCCUACUCGAACGUGUCCGAGGAAACAACGCCGGCUCCGAAAACAGACAGUUCAAGCCAUACCAGUUUAAGGAAGCCCUUUUCGACUACCAGCUAUGGGGUAUCAUAAUUCUGUCCAUCGUCUCAUGCACAGGCUCUGGAGCAGUGACCACCUUUGGAACCAUCGUGUUCAAAGACAUGGGCUUCGACGUCUUUACCUCGCUACUCCUCAACUUGCCCAUCGGUGCCAUGGCUUUUAUCUGCGUUCUCGGAUCGGGCUACAUUGGACAAAAGGUUCCCAACUCGCGUUUGUACGUGGUUGCGGGUGCCUGUGCGCCUGUAAUUCUCGGCUGUGCUCUGCUAUGGAAACUGCCUGACACCGCACUGGCCGGGCGAAUUGUGGGAUUCUACCUUAUCAGCUUCUUUUCGUCCGCUUGGGUCCAAUGCAUUGGUCUGGGCACAUCCAACGUCGCCGGCCACACCAAAAAGGCCGUCUACGCCGCUGGUACAUUCAUCGGAUACUCUCUCGGAAACAUCGUGGGACCGUUGAUGUUUGAUGCCAAAUACGCCCCCCGAUACGAUGAAAGCUUUAUUGGCAUCAUGAUCUGCUUUGCCAUCUGUCUGAUAUCCGCCCAAGUCGUCUGUAGUCUUGCCAUGAUACAGCAAAAGAGCAAUGUCCCACCCCCUGAGGGCGUCACAGUGCCUCACCACGACCCAUCCUCCAUCACCAUCACCGAUGACGAUCAAGACUACCCAGAAGGCGGUACUCGAGCAUGGCUCGUAGUCAUAGGCGCCUGGUGCGCCAUGAUACCCUCAAUGGGUCUCCUCAACACCCUAGCAGUGCUGCAGGCCUGGGUCUUGGAGAAUGAGCUGUCUCACCUCCCAGAGUCUACCGUAGGAUGGAUCUUUGGAUGUUAUGGCUUCUUUUUGUAUUUCUGUGGUGCUCAAGUCGGUCCAAUCAUCGAUGCCCACGACAUCAAGUUUGUUAUCAUCCCUGGCUCCAUCGAAUUCUAUCAGUUCCUCCUUUCCUUCGGUGUUCUCGGCGGCAUGUCUGCCUCCCUCCUCUUUAAUCCUAGUCUCGCAGCAGUAGGACACUGGUUCUACAAACGCCGUGCCUUUGCCACUGGCUUGGCAUGUACCGCAGGAGGUAUAGGAGGAGUAGCUUUCCCGCUAGUCAUCUUAUAUCUCAGCCCAAAGAUCGGGUUCCCUUGGGCGAUCCGAGUCAUCGCCCUGAUCAACGCCGUGUCAGGGAUUGUGGCAUGCUGUCUUCUCCGCAAACGACUACCACCGAACAAAAAGGCAGGCGCAUCGAUCGACCUGAAAGCACUGUCAGACCUGAAGUACGCGGCAACAACCGUGGCCAUCUUUCUAAUCGAGUUUGCCGUGUUUAUACCCUACUCGUACAUCUCGGCGUACGCCCUUCAUUAUGGGUUCGAUUCACAGAAUGCAUACAUGCUAAACACCCUGCUUAACGUGGGCGCUGUUCCCGGCCGCGCCUUGCCGGGGUACGUGGCAGACCGUUUCGGCACGUUCAACACCAUGUGUAUAACGGCUUUCAUAUGCGCAGCCUUUAUCCUGACACUGUGGCUAACUGCCGACGGCGAAGAAGUCAGAACAACAUCCUUCACCAUCCUCUUCGGCUUCUGGUCCGGAGCAGCCAUCAGCCUCACGCCAGUCUGCGUCAGCCAGGUCUGCAAGAUCGAAGACUACGGAAAAAGGAACGGAACAGCUUUUUUCAUCGCCAGCUUCGGCGCUUUGACGGGGAUACCUAUAGCAGGGGCCAUAUUGGAAGCCAACAAUGGUUCGUAUUGGGGGCUCAUAGUUUUUGCGGGGGUUCUGUACACGGCGGCGUUUGCAGCCUUUGUCUUUGCCAGAGGUGUUGCUGGAGGGUGGAACUUGAGGACUGUAUUCUAG
Fusarium falciforme is the source of this 2646-nucleotide messenger RNA. RefSeq lists its product as hypothetical. Gene Ontology annotation, biological process: transmembrane transport. The record is from RefSeq and is a predicted model, not a curated record. Gene Ontology annotation, cellular component: membrane. Bases 1 to 2646 code for a protein of 881 amino acids. Gene Ontology annotation, molecular function: transmembrane transporter activity. NCBI's taxonomy places the organism in Eukaryota, Fungi, Ascomycota, Sordariomycetes, Hypocreales, Nectriaceae. The transcript is spliced from 8 exons.